Molecule: messenger RNA, 499 nt
Organism: Lycium ferocissimum
Lineage: Eukaryota; Viridiplantae; Streptophyta; Magnoliopsida; Solanales; Solanaceae
Product: chorismate synthase 1, chloroplastic-like
Exons: 4
Coding region: 1-345 (114 amino acids)
Biological process (GO): chorismate biosynthetic process; aromatic amino acid biosynthetic process
Cellular component (GO): cytosol
Molecular function (GO): FMN binding; chorismate synthase activity
Source: RefSeq, a predicted model, not a curated record
AUGACUGGUAGCGAGCAUAAUGACAAUUCUAUAUGGACGAGCAGGGCCGAAUCAGACAAGAUCCAACAGAUCUGGUGGUAUCCAGCUUUCAAGCCAACUUCAACUAUUUCUAGGAAGCAACAAACUGUGACGAGAGACAAACAUGACACAGAACUCAUCGCUAGAGGUCGCCAUGAUCCUUGUGUGGUUCCCCGAGCUGUUCCAAUGGUUGAAGCAAUGGUAGCCCUGGUGCUUGUCGAUCAGUUAAUGGCUCAGUAUGCACAGUGUAUGAUGUUCCCAAUUAAUCCUGAACUACAGGAACCCUUGAAGUCAUCGACACCUGAGUCAGCUGAGGUUACCCUCUGAACGGAGCAGUGCAGCUUUGUACCUUGAAACAACUUCUUGCUAAACCUAUCCUUAAAUUUUUUUUUUUCCUUCUGAAGAGUGUACUUCUUGUGGCCUUCUGUUUUAUCAACCCUUACUGUUUAGAGAAUAUAGAUAUCUCCUGUUUGCCUCUUUA